Messenger RNA from Plectropomus leopardus (leopard coralgrouper), 2769 nucleotides. The record is from RefSeq and is a predicted model, not a curated record. NCBI's taxonomy places the organism in Eukaryota, Metazoa, Chordata, Actinopteri, Perciformes, Serranidae.
CGUUCAAAACACAGCCUGCCCUCAAUCCUUCUUGAUUUUCUGCUUCCUGUCCCUUUUUUGCGCUUAUUUUCGCCUCUGACCUAGUUAUUUUGAACUACUGCGCGCUUUAACGCCAUUUUUUUUUAUUUGUUUUUUUUAAAUAAUGCGGCUACUUUCCGUUUAUUCGCCCCAAAACACGUCUUUCUACCCGGGAUUGUAUUCUCUAACAGCAUCCUACUGUUGUUUGCUUGUUUGUUGCUUUCGGUGAAAAUGGACUGAUUGAAAAACCGUAUAAAUGCACCUGCCGUCGAAGGGAUACCCUGCGUUUGAAAUCGAAGAGGUGUGUGUGCCCUGGGUGCAGCCUGGCCUGUGCUGGAGAGGCGAUGAAGAACCCAGGAGCUGUGGAGAGCCGUCGGCUGGACGGCCUGCUGGAGGCUGCUCUGGUCAGGGAGGCUCGUCUCUGGAAGGUACCUGUCUUCAAGAAUGGAUGCAUCCAGGGCGCUGACAUCUCUUCAUCUCAGCACCAAGAAAUGAUCCUUUGGCUCGGAGAGAUGAACCGUCUGUUUCAGUUCUGUCCGGAGACCUUUGCACUGGGAGUCUGUGUCCUCCACCGACUGCUGUCCACUGUCAAGGCCCAACCAAAAUACCUGAAAUGCAUUGCUUUUACCUCAUUGGUCCUGGCUGCCAAAAUCAAUGAGGAGGAUGAGGUAAUAGGUUCUGUUCAAGACCUGGUUGUGCAGAGCGGAUGCAACUUUUCAACAGCGGAGAUUCUUCGCAUGGAGAGGAUCAUUCUAGACAAGCUGCACUGGGACUUGUACACCGCAACGCCAGUCGACUUCAUUCACAUAUUCCACGCACUGCUCGUUUCCGGCCACCCUCACCUCAUUCCGUCCAUCGGGCUCAGCUCCGGCGUCAGCUUGGACUCGGCAACAGAGCCCAGUCUUGAGCCGGGGCAUCAGAAGAGGCCCGCAGGCCUCCAGGCGGCGUUGUGGACCAGACAGGUGCAGCACUGUAUGGCCUGCCACCAACUUUGGCAGUUCAAGGGCUCCACGUUGGCUUUGGCCAUCAUCACUUUGGAGCUGGAGGCGCUCACGCCCGACUGGUUCUCCGUCUUCACUGAUCUGCUGAAGAAAGCACAAGUUGACAGCGCCGAGUUUAUCCACUGCAAAGAGAUGGUGGACGAGUACCUCCACAGCCUGGAGUUCUCCCUGCCGGCCAAUGCCGUCUACAUUUUCGACAGUGCCCAGAUCCAGGACGAGGAGCGAGCCCGCAGCCCCACACAGCGCUCCAGGAGGAGGCAGGGUGGCAGAGAGGAAGGGGACUCUGAUGAGUAUUACGACGGUUUUAGGUGUUUGUAUAAUGAGGAGGUGACUUCAGGGGAGCAAGAAAACGAUGUUGAGGGUUCCCAACAGAAAAAUGUCUCGCCCUGCCCGCCACUGCACCCCGCCGUCAACUAGUCUGGCAUUUAUUUGCACCGUCCACCUCUCUUAGAAGUGUGCAGUUCUCCUAUUUCACGUUACGAAGUCCAGUCAGUAUGUUGUAGCUCAGCAUGUUAUAGGACCUCGAUAUUAAGUUUUAUGGAGCUCUGAAGUAACUCGCUUAAAUCCAGUUGUUACUCAUCUGCCACAAAAUUUAGGAAUUGACUUAAAAGAAGAUAUUUUCCGUGCACUACUUCGCACCCAAAUGUGAAUCUGAAGGUGUGUAUGGAUCAGUGUUAUCCUGAUGCCAUACCUGUGUCGACAGCUGGGCAGUUGAGGGGAAAUUGUGGGGAUCAUUGAGCCUGACUGAAUGUUUCUUUUCAGUGCAGCAGAGUUUUUGGUCCAUUUAAGUUCUCUACUUACUGUUAUUGUAUUAAUGAUGCUUUUUUUUUAUUUUUACUUUUAACCUACCUGUCCUUUUAAUAUGCACCACAAAUUGUUUUGUUUAACAAGUCAGAGGUUAAAGGAGAAGAUUUAGGCAGUUGUGUGUUUGGUUUUUUUUGUUUUUUUUUUAGUGUGGUUGAGGCCAAAAAUGGCUAUUUUUAUGUUUGAGAGUUGAUCCUGAUUUUGUUGAGGUUUCUUUGUGCUCAGGUUCCCCCCAGAGCCACAUAGCACUUUUUUAUUAAUGCAAAUUAUUAUAUUUUUUCACAACCUUUUUUAUUAUUAUUAUUGUAAUCUCUUACUUACGUAUACUAAUUUUUGUGCUAUUUUAUUAAGCAGUUAUUUACAAAAGCUAUAUUUUAUGUAAAAAGCUUUAAUUUCCUGACUUAAAGCUGCAAAAGUUUUUAUUUCAUUUAUGCUUCAGCCUGCGUUGACUCAGCUAGUGCAACUAUUGUUACAUAUGAAACAAAACAAAGGCAACUUUGGGAGAUUAACUAGAGCUGAAUGACAAAUUUUGUCAUUUUGACAUCAUGAGAUUACCUGAUUAAUGACCAGGCAUUAAUAAUCUCAUUUUAAUUCUUUUUUUUUUUAUUAUCAUCUGAUACUGUAUGAGAGCACCAAUAAUCAUACCCUAAAUCACAUUGGUAUUGAAGUAUUGGGCUAAAAGUCUCCUGUUUUUAUUUUGUAAAUACCACCUAGUUCUUUUUCAUCUCGAUACUGACAUGUACUGAAAUGGUUGGAAAAUAUGUUUUCAUGGGGGGCAGCAUUGGGAUCUUUAAUGUGAACUGGUUACUGUCUGUUUUCUCAACUGUAAGGUCUGCUUGGAUUCAUUCCGUCAAGUUGGGCGCUACACCAGUGAUCAAUGUAAUGUUUUUUUUCCCAUACUCCUUCAUUUACUGAGGCAGCUAUACAAAUCUUAUUGUUUGUUCAA